GGUUUGGUUGAUUUCUAGCUCGCGCACUCGUUCUGUAACAGAAGCCCCCCCCUCCAACACACACACACACUCACUUGUGUCGGCGAAAUUCAUUUCCCUGGCUCUGUAUUUAUAUAUUUUUUCUUUCACGAAACUUUCCCCUCUCUGUUUUGAGUUUAAACGGAGUCGCGGUGGAUUACCGGAUACCGGUCCGGGCGGAGGGCAAAGGGGGGAAUGAACCGGGACAGCGGGUACGUUGUUAUAAGUAUAAUUGUAUUUAUAUUCAAUGGUUAUUCGGAGUUUGCUUGUGAGUGAGUCGCCGUGCUGAGAGCGAGGUAGCGAACGAGUGGGGGGAGAGACAGAGAGCGAUAUCAUGGCCGCUCAGGUCGCUAGCGUCGCCACUCGCAACACUAGCCCGCCAUCCGAACUCAAAAAGCCGGAUCGGGACCCACAGGAGGAGUCGGUACCGGGAGAGAAACAGCAUGAAAAUAAGGAACCGGGACCUGACGGCGGAUCUCCCGGCCAGAAGGAGCUGCAGGACGGGACCGAUGCUGGAAACGCUGGGGGAGGAGGGGAUCCUGACAUGAAGAACGGCAACGGGAAUUCGCCGAGGGUAAAUAAUAAUAGCAGUAAUCAGAAUGAUUCAGGCGGGCCCGAGGGGAAUAACCAUCCCGGAAUGGGACACCACCACCCGGGCCCCUUUCCUCCACCUCCUUACGGUUACAACCAGCACUACAGCCGGGCCCCUUUUCAUCAACAUGGCGGACAACAAAGCCCUGGCAUGGCAGCUGCAUCGGGGCCGGGCAUGAUGGACCCGUACCCCCCUAAUUCACACGAACACGGCUACCCCAACCAUUAUAACAACUACAGCCCUUUCCAGAACAGGACUUCUUAUCAGGGCCAAGGAUACGGGGCCAUGAAUUCCCCGCGUAACAACCAGCCUCCGGCAGCUGGGGGGCAGCCAGGCAAGCAGCAGCCAGCAGGAGGAACCACCGCUAUGGCUGCCUCCUACAAUAAUCAGAGGUAUAACGUGGGAAACCAACAACCUACGUCGUCCACGCCAACUUUAAAUCAGCUUUUGACAUCCCCCAGCUCCGCCAGGAGCUACCCGAAUUACCCCCAAGGAGACUAUAACAAUCAGGAAGGGGCCAGCAAGGGGCCAGGAGACAUGGGCAGCAGUCAGUAUGGUGGGGUCCAUCCGGGUUGGCAACAAAGGGCCCAACAUCAGCCUCCCAUGAGCCCGGGAAGCACUGGACAACCUCCCAACAGAAACCAGCCUCCAAGCCCAAUGGACCAGGUCGGAAAGAUGCGCGGGCAGUCAUAUGGAGGAGGACCCAACCCCUACUCGCAGCAGCAGCAAGGGGCUCCUACAGGGCCCGGACCCCAGCAGGGAGGCUCUUACCCCGGGCAGGGCUACGGACCCCCGGGCCCUCAGAGGUAUCCUAUGGCGAUGCAGAACCGAACACCCGGCGCUAUGGGCGGCAUGCAGUACGGACAGCAGAUGUCAGCUUAUGGACAACAGGGGCCUGGUGGCUACAGCCAGCAGAGCCCGGGCUACUAUGGUCAGCAUGGCGCUCCCCCUCACCCUGGCCAGCAGCAACAGCAGCCUCCGUACUCUGGUCAACCCCAGGGCAGCUCCGGAGCGCCCUACCCCCAGCAAGGCCACCCUGUGCAGUCUUCUGGCCAACAUGGGCAGCCUGGACCCCCCUACCAACAAUCCCCAGGUCCACACGGUCCUCCUCCAGGUCAGCCUCCCUAUAGCCAGCCCCCACAGUCUCAGCCAGGACAGCCUCCCUACGUCUCCCCUCAGCAGCAGCAGCCUCAACAGCAGCAGGGACCGGGUCCCCAAAGUCAGCAGGGCCCCCAGGGCCAGCCUGGCUAUCAACAAUCCUCUGGACCGGGGCAGCAACCACAGCAGCAAACCCCGCAGCCGCAGCCACAACCGCAGCCGCAGCAAGGACCUCCACAGCAGCAACAACAACAGCAACAGCAGCAACAACAGCAACAACCAGGGGGCCCAUCUCCUCAAGCCCAGCCACCUCCAGGGCACGGACAGCAGGGUCAACCGUCACCGUACUCCCAGACGCCGCCGCUGCAGCAACCGCCACAGCAGCAGCAGCAGUCUCCAUAUCAGAGGUUCCCGCCUCCUCCACAGGAACUCUCCCAGGAUUCCUUUAGCUCCCAGUCCAGCGCUCCUCCCUCCAACCAGCCCAUGGCUUCCAACAAGAGCAGUCAAGAAGACAGCAUGCAGGGCCGGCCAUCCAGUCUGCCGCUAUCGCCUCGCCACAGAGGACAUGUGAGCGUGAGUGCAAGCCAGUCGGGAGAGAGCAAGGAUCUGUCGGGCUCCAUCGACGACCUGCCCACCGGUGCCGAGGGGGCCCUGAGCCCCGGCGUCAGCACCUCGGGGGUCUCCAGCAGUCAGGGCGAGCAGAGCAAUCCCGCCCAGUCGCCCUUCUCGCCGCACACGUCGCCCCACUUGCCGGGCAUACGCGGGCCCUCGCCAUCGCCCGUGGGUUCCCCCGCCAGCGUCACCACCUCCCGCACCGGCCCCCUGUCCCCUGCUGCUGUGCCAGGUAAUCAGAUGCCUCCGCGGCCGCCCAGCGUCCAGUCAGACACCAUCAUGCACUCUUCCAUGAACCAGUCCGCCAUGGGCCAGGAACGGGUGUACAUGCGAAACCCUCAGAUGCCUCCCUACGGGUCCCCUGGUCAACCUGGCUCCGCCUUAUCUCCACGCCAGUCCUCGGGAGGCCAGAUGCAUGCUGGGAUGGGACCAUAUCCUCAGAACAACUCGAUGGGCAACUAUGGGCCUCAGGGGGGGCAGUAUGGUCCACAAGGUUACCCCAGGCAGCCCGGCUACACAGGGAUGCCCAACGCCAACUACCCCACCGGCCCCGGCAUGAGCGGCUCCAUGAACCCCAUGCCUGGUCAGGGCAGCGGCGCUCCGUAUGGCAACGUCCCGCCUGGCAACAUCCCGCCUGGCAACGUCCCGCCUGGCAACGUCCCGCCUGGCAACGUCCCGCCUGGCAACGUCCCGCCUGGCAACGUCCCGCCUGGCAACGUCCCGCCUGGCAACGUCCCGCCUGGCAACGUCCCGCCUGGCAACAUCCCGCCUGGCAACGUCCCGCCUGGCAACGUCCCGCCUGGCAGAAUAGGGCCGGGGCAGAUGGGCGCUCGGCCCUUGGGUCCCGCAAUGGCGUCAAACAUGGCCGGCAUGCCUCCUCAGGUGGCGUCCGGGAUGUGUCCCCCUCCGGCCAUGAACAGGAAGGACGGCGGCCCCUCCAUGCACCACGGGCCCACAAACUCCGUACACAACAGGCCUCCUGGCUACCCUAACAUGGCCCAGGGCAUGAUGGGAACAGGCUCUCCGUACGGCCCUGGAAUGAACAGCAUGCAGGGUAUGAUGAACCAGGCAGGGCCUGGGCCGUACCCGACGGGGGCAAACACGGCCAACAACACUCCUGGAAUGGCUCCCAGUGCGGAGUUUGGCGUGGAGAAAAUGAACCCUACCCAGAAGAUAAACAACAAAGUGGAGGGGACUCCCAAGCCUGAAACCAAAAAGAAGUCGAGCUCUUCCACCAUCACGAACGAAAAGAUCACUCGUCUGUACGAGCUCGGUGCAGAGCCGGAGAGGAAGAUGUGGGUGGAUCGAUUUCUGGCCUUCGCCGAUGAGAAGGCCAUGGGCAUGAGCAACCUGCCCGCCGUCGGACGCAAGCCCCUCGAUCUCUACCGGCUCUACGUGUGCGUCAAAGAGAUCGGCGGCCUGACCCAGGUGAACAAGAACAAGAAGUGGAGGGAGCUGGCCACCAACCUGAACGUGGGCACGUCGAGCAGCGCGGCCAGUUCACUCAAGAAACAGUACAUCCAGUGUUUGUUCGCCUUCGAGUGCAAGAUCGAGCGCGGCGAGGACCCGCCCGCAGAAUUCUUCAACACGGACACCAAAAAGAGCCAGCCGAAGGUCCAGCCUCCCAGCCCAGCUGGCUCCGGAUCCCUGCAAGGACCCCAGACUCCUCAGUCCACCAGUAGUUCGAUGGCAGAAGGUGGAGACCUGAAGCCCCCAACCCCCGCCUCCACCCCGCAGACACAAAUUCCUCCAAUACCUGGCGUCAGGAGUAGCGUGAAUCUGCAGGACCCCUUUGCGGAUGGCGGAGACCCAGCGUUCUCCAGAAGGAACGCAUUGACUCCUAAUUCACAGGGGUACCAGCCUGGGAUGGGGGGCCCGGAGAUAACAGCUCGAAUGGGGCCCUACGAGUCCAACAAGGACCCCUUCGGUGGCAUGAGGAAAGCUGGAGAGCAGUUCAUGCAACCGGGCCCCAACAGUGGGAUGGCAGAACAGUACAACCGGGGCCCGCCAGGCCCGAUGGGUAACAUGCAGAUGGGCCAGAGGCAACAGUACCCUUACGGAUACGACAGGAGACAAGAGCCGGGCAUGGGCCCCGACGGCAGCAUGGGACCAGGAGCUCCUCAGCCCAACAUGAUGCCUUCUGGUGCCGACACCGGGAUGUACUCGCCCAGCCGCCCUCCGCCACAGCAACGGCAAGAAUCCUAUACCAAUCAGUACCCUGGCCAAGGAGCGCCCCCUGGUGGCCCAUACCCGAAUCAGCAGCCAGGAAUGUAUCCACAGCAGCAACCGAACUACAAGCGUCCCGUGGAUGGAGGCUACGGUCCUCCUGCCAAGCGCCACGAGGGAGAAAUGUACAAUGUCCCCUACAGUGGUCAGCAGCAGCCAGGGCCCCAGCCCUCGGGGCCCCAGGGCCAACAAGACAUGUAUAACCAGUAUAAUGCAUAUCCUGGAGGGGACCGCAGACCACCAGGCCCACAGAACCAGUUCCCUUUCCCUUUUGGCCGGGACCGGGUGCCGUCGUCCGCAGGCCCGAACUCCCAGUCCCCAAUGCCUCCCCAGAUAAUGUCGAGCCCCAUGCCUUCGGGUCCCGACGGCCCCCAGGGCCCGAUGUGGCAGGGUCGCAAUGAGAUGGGCUACCCCAACUAUCCCAACAGACAGGGACCUCCUGUACCGGGCCAGGUCCCUGGCUACCACGGCAUGAACCGCUCCGAGGAGGUGAUGCCCUCAGACCAACGCAUGAACCACGAGGGCCAGUGGCCCGGCCACGUCAACCAGCGGCCGCCGCCGUUUGGCCCCGGCGGUUCUGGACCUCCCAUGACCAGACCCUUGCCAUCCACCUACCAGACUUCGCAGAAUCACAUUCCUCAGGUGUCGAGCCCGACACCGAUGCCCCGGCCCAUGGAAAGCAGGACGUCGCCCAGCAAGUCCCCCUACAUGCAUCCGGGGAUCAAAGUGCAGAAAGCUGGACCCCCGGUACCCGCCUCCCACAUUGGUCAGGCUCCAGUGCAGCAACCCAUGAUCAGGCGAGAUGUGACCUUCCCGCCUGGCUCCGUGGAGGCCUCCCCGCCCCAUCUGAAGCCCCGCAAACGGCUCACCAUGAAAGAAAUCGGCACUCCGGAGGCUUGGAGAGUGAUGAUGUCACUAAAGUCAGGCUUACUAGCGGAGAGCACCUGGGCCUUGGACACCAUUAACAUUUUACUGUAUGAUGAUAAUAGCAUUACUACUUUUAACUUAUGCCAGCUGCCGGGGUUCCUGGAGCUGGUGGUGGAGUACUUCAGACGCUGCCUCAUCGAGAUCUUUGGCAUCUUAAAGGAGUACGAAGUCGGAGACCCCGGCCAGCGCACCCUCAUCGACCCCGACGCGGCCGAGGAUCCCGACGACGACAUCCUCAUGCCCGAGGGCGAGGGCAUGGACGUGGACGAAGAGGACGAAGAGGACGAAGAGGACGAGGAGGCGGAGGAAACCAAGGCCGCUCCCGACGCCCCGGCACUGGUCCAGGUGAAACUGGAGGAGGAGGGCUCACACAAACACGCGUCUUCAGAGGACGAGGACGAGGAGAAGGAGAAGGAGUCUUCUAUCAAGGCCCCCGAUACCUCGACCUCGGGGUCCUCCCAGGAUCCCAACCUGCACUCGGAGAAGCCCCGGCAGGCCAGCAAGUUUGAUAAGCUGCCCAUCAAGGUGGUGCGGAAGAAGAACCCCUUCCUGGCGAACCGCCCGUCCAAGCUCGGCCAGCGGCAGAGCUUCGACAGCGGCCUGACCCACUGGAGCAUCGGCGGCGGCGACACCACCGAACACAUCCAGACCCACUUCGAGAGCCGGCUGGACCUCAAGCAGCGCCAACGCAAGCCGGCGGCCGCGGAGGGCCGCAAGAAGGCCCGGCCGACCGCGACGGAGAACCCCGAGAAGUCCGAGUCCAACGGGGAGAGUCGACCUCGGCAGCAGCCGCUGCCCGAGUCGUCCGAACCGCAGAAGUCGGAGACUCCUCCUUCUCCUCCUCUUCUUCUUCUUCCGAUCGGUGCGCCGGUCACGGCCACGAUCGGCGACGUCCUCUCCGCCCGCCCGGGCUCGGUCACCGAGGAGGGCGCCGAAGAGCAGAAGGAGAACGGCAAGUACCUGUUCAGCAUCGACCCGGACCUGCAGAGCCGCCGCAACAUCAAGAUCCUGGAGGACGAGCCGCACAGCAAGGACGAGACGCCGCUCAGCACGCUGUCGGACUGGCAGGACUCGCUGGCCCGGCGCUGCAUCUGCGUCUCCAACAUCGUGCGCAGCCUCUCGUUCGUCCCCGACAACGACCUGGAGAUGUCGAAACACCCGGGCCUCCUGCUGCUGCUGGGCCGCCUGGUGCUGCUCCACCACCGGCACCCCGAGCGCAAGCAGCCGCCCGUCACCUACGAGAAGGAGGAGGAGGCCGAGGGCGUGAGCUGCGAGCGCGACGAGUGGUGGUGGGACUGCCUGGAGGCGCUGCGGGAGAACUGCCUGGUCACCCUGGCCAACAUCUCGGGCCAGCUGGACCUCUCCGUCUACCCGGAGAGCAUUUGCCUGCCGCUGCUGGACGGCCUGCUCCACUGGGCCGUGUGCCCCUCGGCGGAGGCCCUGGACCCCUUCCCCACGCUGGGGCCCCACGGCUCGCUGUCGCCCCAGAGACUGGUCCUCGAGACCCUCAGCAAGCUCAGCAUCCAGGACAACAACGUCGACCUCAUCCUGGCCACGCCGCCGUUCAGCCGCCUGGAGAAGCUGUACGGCUCGCUGGUGCGCAUGGUCGGCGAGCGCAAGGUGGCGGUGUGCCGCGAGAUGGCGGUCGUCCUGCUGGCCAACUUGGCGCAGGGCGACAGCCUGGCGGCGCGCUCCAUCGCCGCGCAGAAGGGCAGCGUGGGCAACCUGCUGGGCUUCCUGGAGGACAGCCUCGCCGCCACGCAGUACCAGCAGAGCCAGCAGAGCCAGCAGAGCCAGCAGAGCCAGAGCGCCGUGCUGCAGAUGCAGGGAGGACCUCAGUUCGAGCCCACGAGCGUGGACAUGAUGCGGCGGGCGGCCCGCGCCCUGCACGCCCUCGCCAAGUUGGAGGAGAACCACUCGGAGUUCACGUUGUACGAGUCGCGGCUCCUGGACAUCUCCGUGUCCCCGCUCAUGAACUCUCUGGUGUCCCAGGUGAUCUGCGACGUACUGUUUCUGAUCGGCCAGUCAUGACGGCCGUGGGGAGGUCUCCGCUCUGCCUCUUUCCGUUGCCCCGCCCCCCUUUUCUUUGUGUGCGUGCGUGUGUCUGUCGCGUGUGAGUGAGAAGAGCAAAGCUGACUGUGUCCUUUUUAUUUUUCUUUGUUUUUUAUUUAUGCAAAAUCACCUCGGAUUCCACUGUCUUUUCGGCCACCUCCCCCCUGCUUCUCACUAAAGGAAGGAAUACCAUGAAGUAGCUGUGGAUUUUUAAAAAGAAACGUCUCAAAACGGAAAGAUACUGACACGGAAGAGCGGAUCGGAACCCCGGGCGCCCGGACGGAGCGCGGCGCCCCGCGGCAAAAAAGAGGACUUGUUUUUUAAUGAAAAGAAGAAAAUCUCCAGGGAAAAAAAAAAGAAAUAAGAAACUGUAACCAAAGUUGCUGUCUCGUUUACAGUGAGUUUUGGGGGAUGCAUGCUCGCCUUUCUCCCUCGGGGGAGGGGUCGGCAGGGGGAAGAGGGCACGGACGAAACAAUCCACGGACACCCGGACCGCGGUGUGGUGGACUUGCUGUAACUUUGGAUGCGAUGGACUCCGCCCCACGGGAACCGCGUCGGCGGCUGUGAACGGACACUCGUCAUGGGAGGCCUGUGCAGUAGAUUGUAGGACUUUUUUUCUGUACUGUACACCUUAAAAAACUGUAAACAUACUGUAAUAAUACUGUUUCACACUGAGAUACGCUGGCUUGGCAGCAAACUGUAGUUUUUGAAAACAGUUUUAGUUAAUGUCGAAAGAGAAAACGGCUUUCCCCCCAAAGUAUGGUGAACCUACAACACCCCGACCUCUUCUCUUUGUCCCUUGAUUGUAUGACUUGACCCUUAUAUUAAAAAGUCACCUCUUUAGGACUGGUCCUCAACUCUAGAUGCAGUCCAAGCUGCAGUGUAUAUAUGAUGUUGUACAUUACACCUCUAUCUCUAUCUCUCUCAACUUCUGUUGCUCUUCACCAUUUUUAAUCUUUGACGAUUACAAGUCUCCUCGCCCCCCCGCCCCCUUCCCCCCUGCAUCAAGUACGCCAACGUGAUUACUUGACGCCCACCCUCUCCGUUACCGAGGCGCCUCACCCCGCUCGUGUCGCUCUCCGGGGGCGUUCAGCUGCUGUCCAACGCCACCCCCCCCAACAAACAACUUCAAAGUUUCAAGUUUGUCUCCGGUCCGGGUGUAGAGAAUAUAACAAAGAUCAUGUCUGUGGUUCCAUCUGAGCUCCUUCAUAAAUGACAAACUAAGACCGUGAUGAAGAAAACCAUUUUUUAUUUGUUUUGUUUAUUUUUUUGUUUUUGUUUUUUUCAGUGAUGCGGAUUCUGCAUAUUUGUAUUUCAGAUGAUGUAGCUAAAAACUUGAUGUAAAUUCCUCUUUUUUUCCUUUUUUGGCUUAAUGAAUAUCAUUUAUUCAGUAUGAAAUCUUUAUACUAUAUGUUCCACGUGUUAAGAAUAAAUGUACAUUAAAUCUU
Messenger RNA from Pseudoliparis swirei, 8973 nucleotides. It is a transcript of the gene arid1ab, whose product is annotated as AT rich interactive domain 1Ab (SWI-like). The record is from RefSeq and is a predicted model, not a curated record. The transcript has 21 exons. Gene Ontology annotation, biological process: chromatin remodeling; regulation of transcription by RNA polymerase II; positive regulation of DNA-templated transcription. Bases 353 to 7504 code for a protein of 2383 amino acids. Gene Ontology annotation, cellular component: brahma complex; SWI/SNF complex; nucleoplasm. Gene Ontology annotation, molecular function: DNA binding; nucleosome binding. Lineage: Eukaryota; Metazoa; Chordata; Actinopteri; Perciformes; Liparidae.